AUGGCUGCUCCCCGACUUUUCCGCCCAGCAGCUCGUCUGCUUUCUUCGCGCCUUACUUCGGCUCCCCUUCGCCCUCAGACCGCAUGCGCGCCCUCAAUUCUUCGCUUCCGGGGAUAUGCUACGGAAUCUGGAACCAAGGAGGUCACUGUCCGUGAUGCUCUGAACGAGGCGCUCGCCGAGGAGCUGGAGAGCAACAAGAAGACUUUCAUUCUUGGAGAGGAGGUUGCGCAGUACAACGGAGCUUACAAGGUAACGAGGGGUCUGUUGGACCGCUUCGGUCCCAAGCGGGUUAUUGACACCCCCAUCACGGAAGCCGGUUUCUGUGGUCUCGCCGUCGGUGCUGCUCUUGCUGGACUGCACCCCAUUUGCGAGUUCAUGACCUUCAACUUCGCCAUGCAGGCUAUCGAUCAUGUCAUCAACUCUGCUGCCAAGACCCACUACAUGUCUGGUGGUAUCCAGCCCUGCAACAUCACCUUCCGUGGACCGAACGGUUUCGCCGCUGGUGUUGCCGCCCAGCACUCCCAGGACUACUCCGCUUGGUACGGCAGUAUCCCUGGUCUGAAGGUUGUCGCUCCCUGGAGCUCGGAGGAUGCCAAGGGUCUGUUGAAGGCUGCCAUUCGCGAUCCUAACCCCGUCGUUGUUCUUGAGAACGAGCUGCUGUACGGUCAGGCUUUCCCUAUGAGCGAGGCCGCUCAGAAGGAUGACUUUGUUCUUCCUAUUGGCAAGGCCAAAAUUGAGCGCCCCGGAAAGGACUUGACCAUUGUCACCCUCUCCCGCUGCGUUGGACACUCGCUCAACGCUGCUGCCCAGCUCAAGCAGAAGUACGGUGUUGACGCUGAGGUCAUCAACCUUCGUUCCGUCAAGCCCCUCGACGUUGAGACCAUCAUCCAGUCGCUCAAGAAGACUGGUCGCAUCAUGUGCGUCGAGUCCGGUUUCCCCAUGUUCGGUGUCUCCUCUGAGAUCCUCGCUCUCUCCAUGGAGUACGGUUUCGACUACCUGACUGCUCCUGCCGUCCGUGUCACUGGCGCCGAGGUCCCCACCCCCUAUGCCGUUGGUCUCGAGAACAUGAGCUUCCCCCAGGAGGACACCAUUGUCAGCCAGGCUGCCAAGCUGUUGCGCCUGUAA
Molecule: messenger RNA, 1125 nt
Organism: Aspergillus niger
Lineage: Eukaryota; Fungi; Ascomycota; Eurotiomycetes; Eurotiales; Aspergillaceae
Exons: 4
Coding region: 1-1125 (374 amino acids)
Biological process (GO): pyruvate decarboxylation to acetyl-CoA
Molecular function (GO): pyruvate dehydrogenase (acetyl-transferring) activity
Source: RefSeq, a predicted model, not a curated record